Desarmillaria tabescens is the source of this 1406-nucleotide messenger RNA. RefSeq names its product S-adenosyl-L-methionine-dependent methyltransferase. The record is from RefSeq and is a predicted model, not a curated record. The transcript has 8 exons. Lineage: Eukaryota; Fungi; Basidiomycota; Agaricomycetes; Agaricales; Physalacriaceae. Gene Ontology annotation, molecular function: O-methyltransferase activity. Bases 33 to 1406 code for a protein of 457 amino acids.
UAAGACAUCACAUCAAAAUUCCCCACCCAAAUAUGCCUUCCCAACUCUCCCAACUCGUCUCUCUCAUCGCAAAUGCCACUAAAUUUGUGGAGGACACGUUCUCAAAGGCGGCUGAACCCAAUGUUCCUUCAUUGGAUGACACCACUUCCCAUCCCUUAGACGAUCAGGUGUCGUCUAUGGAGAUGAGAGAAGCCAUCCAGACGAUUGAGGGUGCAUGCGCACAGCUCUGUGCUCUUGUCGCUCGCCCUAAUCGUACCAUGCUCAACAAAAUCUUCGGCAUAUUUGAACCAGCGUGUAUCCGUGUUGUCGUGAAUUUCAACAUCGCUGACCACCUCCUCGACAAGCCAGAAGGCGUCCACAUCUCCGAUCUCGGUGCACUAUCAGGCGCAGAACCUCAGAAGUUGGGCAGAAUCAUGCGGCUACUUGCAAGUAAACAUUGCUUCCGUGAAGUUGACCGUGACGUUUUUGCGAACAACCGUCUCAGCAUGAUGCUCUUAAGCACAAAUGGUUUAUCGCAUUUUUCUGAUUUUAUUACAGACGAAUCGAACAAAGCGGUAUCUGUGCUUACCGAAACCUUGAAGGACACAGAUUGGGGACAUUCCUAUUCGCCUGUUCAUACACCUUUCAAUUCCUGGAGCAAGUACCCUGGCACUAUAUACUCAUGGUAUCAAGACACGGAUAUUGGAGCGGCUAAAGGCACCCGCUUCGGAAUGGGAAUGAAAGGGUGGGGCGACUCUACUGAAAUGUGGGCUGUCGUCAAUGCAUUCCCGUGGGGGUCAUUGCGUGACGGUGCCACUGUAUGUGAUGUCGGAGGAGGAAUUGGCGUCAUCUCCAUGCAGUUGGCCAACGCGUAUCCUAAUCUCCGCAUCGUGCUUCAAGAUGUACCUGCACAGAUUGAAAUGGCGAAGAAUGAAGUUUGGCCAAAGCUAUGCCCAGCAGCUACUGAAGAUGGGCGCAUCGAAUUCAAAGCUAUCGAUUUUUUCGUAGAACCACCCGUCGAAGACUGUGACGUAUACUUCCUGAAAAAUAUAUUACAUAACUGGCCAGACAAAGAAUGCAAAGUGAUUCUACAAAAUGUGGGGAAUGCUAUGUCGGCGAAAAGUCGCCUGUUAAUCUGCAAACUUUUUCUUUCCCAGGUCCUCAGUGACUACAUCAUCGAACAUGUCAAUAAAGAUGAGAAAGACGCCGAGGUGGUGGGUUGCAAGCUCGCACCAGAGCCUCUACUACCAAACUAUGGCGCCGGGCGCAUGACCCAGUACAAUAUUGAUCUGGAAAUGAUGUCCAUGUCCAACAGUCAAGAACGCAGCUUGGAACAUUUUGUUUCUCUCGGCAAGGAGGCUGGAUUACGGUUUGUACGUGUAUGGGACGCGAGGGAGGCUAGCGUCUUCGAGUUUUGUUUGGAGUGA